Galeopterus variegatus (Sunda flying lemur) is the source of this 2964-nucleotide messenger RNA. RefSeq names its product glutamate receptor interacting protein 2 (gene GRIP2). NCBI's taxonomy places the organism in Eukaryota, Metazoa, Chordata, Mammalia, Dermoptera, Cynocephalidae. The transcript is spliced from 22 exons. Bases 88 to 2964 code for a protein of 958 amino acids. Gene Ontology annotation, biological process: neurotransmitter receptor transport, endosome to postsynaptic membrane. The record is from RefSeq and is a predicted model, not a curated record. Gene Ontology annotation, molecular function: protein binding.
UCCAAAGGAGGCAAGGAUGCAGGAGGGGCCGAUGUGGCCCUGGUGUGCCGCAGACAGAGCAUUCCAGAGGAGUUCCGAGGGAUCACCAUGGUGGAGCUGAUCAAGAAAGAAGGCAGCACACUGGGCCUGACCAUCUCAGGUGGCACUGACAAGGAUGGGAAGCCCAGGGUCUCCAGCCUGAGGCCUGGGGGGCUCGCAGCCAGGAGCGAUCUGCUGAACGUGGGUGACUACAUUCGGUCGGUGAACGGGAUCCACCUGAGCAGGCUCCGCCAUGAUGAGAUUAUCACCCUGCUUAAGAACGUGGGCGAGAGCGUGGUGCUGGAGGUGGAGUAUGAGCUGCCCCCGCCCGCCCCUGAGAACAACCCAAGGAUCAUUUCGAAGACAGUGGACAUCUCCCUUUACAAAGAGGGCAAUAGUUUUGGCUUUGUCCUCAGAGGAGGUGCCCAUGAAGAUGGGCACAAGUCCCGCCCACUCGUUCUGACCUACGUGCGGCCUGGCGGCCCAGCUGACAGGGAGGGCUCCUUGAAGGCUGGUGACAGGCUGCUCAGCGUUGAUGGGAUCCCGCUGCACAGGGCCAGCCACGCCACUGCCCUGGCCACCCUGCGUCAGUGCAGCCACGAGGCGCUCUUCCAGGUGGAGUAUGACGUGGCCACCCCAGACACAGUGGCUAAUGCUUCCGGGCCCUUGAUGGUGGAAAUCACCAAGACGCCGGGGUCCUCACUGGGGAUCUCGCUCACCACCGGCUCCCACCGGAGCAAGCCAGUCAUCACCAUCGACCGCAUCAAGCCAGCCAGCGUGGUGGACAGGAGCGGGGCCCUGCAUGCUGGAGACCACAUCCUGUCCAUUGAUGGCACCAGCACAGAACACUGCUCGCUGCUCGAGGCCACCAAACUCCUGGCCAGCGUGUCGGAGAAAGUGCAGCUGGAGAUCCUGCCUGUGCCCCAAAGUCAGCGGCCUCUGAAGCCCUCAGAGGCAGCCUUAUCCUCGACUCCCUUUUCCUCACCGACCAUGAACCACACCUUCUCCUGCACCAACCCCAGCACCCUCCCCUGUGGAUCCCAACCCAUGAGCCCCCGGACUACGAUGGGGCGGAGGAGGCAGCGAAGAAGGGAACACAAGAGCUCAUUGUCGCUGGUCUCCAGUACAGUGGGGCCGGGUGGGCAGAUCGUGCACACAGAGACCACGGAGAUCAUGCUCUUCGGAGACCCCCUCAGCGGCUUUGGCCUCCAGCUCCAGGGUGGCAUCUUUGCCACCGAGACCCUGUCCUCCCCACCCCUCGUGCGCUUCAUUGAGCCUGACAGCCCAGCUGAGAGGUGUGGGCUGCUGCAGGUGGGGGACCGUGUCCUGUCCAUCAACGGCAUCGCCACCGAGGAUGGGACUAUGGAGGAAGCCAACCAGCUGCUGCGGGACGCUGCGCUAGCCCACAAGGUCGUGCUGGAGGUCGAGUUCGACGUGGCCGAGUCUGUCAUCCCGAGCAGCGGCACCUUCCAUGUGAAGCUGCCCAAGAGGCGCGGUGUGGAGCUGGGCAUCACCAUCAGCUCGGCCAGCAGGAAGCGAGGGGAGCCCCUGAUCAUCUCUGACAUCAAGAGAGGCAGUGUGGCACACAGGACUGGCACCCUCGAGCCUGGUGACAAGCUGCUGGCCAUCGACAACAUCCGCCUGGACAACUGCCCCAUGGAGGACGCUGUGCAAAUUUUGCGGCAGUGUGAGGACCUGGUGAAGCUGAAGAUCCGCAAGGAUGAGGACAACUCGGAUGAGCAGGAGACCACAGGUGCCGUCAGCUACACAGUGGAGUUGAAACGCUACGGGGGUCCCCUCGGCAUCACCAUCUCGGGCACGGAGGAACCUUUUGACCCCAUUGUCAUCUCGGGCCUCACCAAGCGUGGUCUGGCUGAGAGGACUGGUGCCAUCCAUGUGGGGGACCGCAUCCUGGCCAUCAACAGCAUUAGCCUCAAGGGCCGGCCACUGAGCGAGGCCAUUCACCUCCUGCAGGUGGCUGGCGAGACUGUCACACUGAAGAUCAAGAAGCAGCUAGACCGCCCCCUGCUACCCAGCAAGUCGGGCAGCCUCAGUGAGGCCAGCGAUGCAGACGAUGACCCCCCAGAAGCCCUCAAAGGAGGCCUGCUGGCAGCCCGGUUCUCACCCACCGUGCACAGUGUGGACAGUGCUGUGGAGUCCUGGGACAGCUCGGCCAUGGAGGGUGGCUUCGGGGGCCCAGGUUCCUACACUCCACAGGCGGCUGUCCGGGGUGUGACCCCCCAGGAGCGGCGCUCCAGCCGGCUGAGGAGCAGCCCCCCACCCACCGAGCCCCGAAGGACAAGCUAUACCCCGGCCCCUGCUGAUGAGAGUUUCCCCGAGGAAGAGGAGGAGGAGGAGGAGGAGGAGGAGGAUUGGGUGCCACCAACUAGCCCAGUCCCUGGCCCUGCCCAAGAGGAGGGCUUCUGGCGUGUGUUCGGGGAAGCCCUUGAAGACCUGCAGUCAUGUGGUCAGUCAGAACUGCUGAGGGAGCUGGAGGCGUCCAUCAUGACGGGAACCGUGCAGAGCGUGGCCCUUGAGGGCAGGCCUGGCCACCAACCCUGGAGGAGGAGCCGGGAGGUGCGAGCUUCCCCUGAGGAGGUGCGGGAGCUGCUGCCGCCGACACCCUUGGAGAUGCACAAGGUGACCCUGCACAAGGACCGCCUGCGGAAUGACUUUGGUUUCAGCAUCUCAGAUGGCCUCCUGGAGAAGGGCAUCUAUGUCCACACAGUGCGCCCUGAUGGGCCAGCCCAACGUGGAGGCCUCCGGCCCUUUGACAGGGUCCUUCAGGUCAACCACGUUCGCACACGGGACUUCGACUGCUGCCUGGCGGUGCCACUCCUGGCUGAGGCGGGUGAUGUCCUGGAGCUGGUUGUCAGCCGCAACCCACUGGCACAGAGCAGCCGGACCCCACGAGCACCAGGCCCCGGCAGCCCCCAGAUGCUCUGA